GCUGCUGCCCUACAGACAGCCAUGUGCUCCGUCCUACAGAUUGCAGUGCUGACCCUUGUUUUCUGCUCAGUCCACAGCUUUACCAUACAGGCUUCACAAGAGAAGAGUGAUGAAGCCUCUGGUAACAGCAUUGAUGAUGAUGAGUUCUCAGUCUCAACGCUGAUUGAGAAGGCCAACGCUAAUGUUGAUAAGGAUGAAAACGAUCUGAAGGUGAUGUUUGGAGACAUCGUGGUGUACACCGGCCUUCAGAACGCUGAUCCUUGCACAGCCAGAGGCUGCCUGUGGCCCAAAUCGUCUGAUGGCAACGUCUACGUGCCGUACCGCAUCUCCAACGAGUACUCCCAAAGGGAGAGAGACACCAUCAUCCAGGGCCUGCAGUCGUUUUCCCGCUGCACCUGCAUCCGCUUCACCCCUCGGAGAAACCAGAGGGACUUUGUGGACAUCCAGUGCCGCUCGGGGUGUUACUCGUUCGUCGGGCGUCGUGGCAAUGGCCAGGUAUUGUCUCUGAAUCGCAGGGGCUGUGUUUACCAUUCUAUCAUCCAGCACGAGCUCCUCCACGCUCUGGGCUUCAACCACGAGCAGACCCGCUCCGACCGGGACGAGCACGUCCGCAUCCUGCUGCAGAACGUCAUCCGUGGAACAGAGCACAAUUUCUGGAAGAUUCAAAACAGCAGGAACCUUGGCACUCCAUACGACUACAACUCUGUGAUGCACUAUGGAAGGUAUGCCUUCUCUAGCAACGGACAACCCACCAUCGUGCCAGUCCCCAACCCAGAUGUAAGCAUCGGCAGGGCCAACCAGAUGAGCCCUACUGACAUCCUGAGGGUGAACCGCCUCUACGGCUGCAAGAGAGCUGACUGAAUAAUCAAGAAGAAACGAGGCAGUCUGCAGCUUUUUUUUUUUUUUUAAACCAGCAAUUUAACCUCAAGAGCCUCAAGUCAGACUACAUCUGUGCUUGUGCUGUAAAGCAGUUUAGAUUUUGCUUUAAUUUAGCAAGACUAUUGUCAGUUUUUGAUUUAUUUUGUUUUAGCUGCCAUGAUCACACAUGAAGUGUGUGUCAAACAACUAACCGAUGAUGCUUAAAUUUCAGUUUCGCUUCUUUUGAUGGCCACUUGAUGACUUGA
Myripristis murdjan (pinecone soldierfish) is the source of this 1124-nucleotide messenger RNA. RefSeq names its product low choriolytic enzyme-like. The transcript has 9 exons. The coding region runs from base 22 to 861 and encodes 279 amino acids. The record is from RefSeq and is a predicted model, not a curated record. Gene Ontology annotation, biological process: proteolysis. Gene Ontology annotation, molecular function: zinc ion binding; metalloendopeptidase activity. NCBI's taxonomy places the organism in Eukaryota, Metazoa, Chordata, Actinopteri, Holocentriformes, Holocentridae.